CUCGCCUCCUGCCGGGGCCAGUCGGUAAGUGCUAAAUGGGGCCAGGGACCUGUCCCUGAUGUCCCUCUUUCUGCCCCUCUUUCCAGGGCCCCAUGGGACCCCGUGGCCCUCCCGGUCCCACCGGCUCUCCCGGUCCGCAAGGGUUUCAAGGCAACCCCGGAGAGCCCGGAGAGCCCGGCGCUGCCGGUCCCAUGGGUCCCCGGGGACCGCCAGGACCUCCUGGGAAACCUGGUGACGAUGGCGAGACAGGAAAACCCGGCAAAUCCGGUGAACGUGGCGCUCCCGGCCCCCAGGGUGCUCGCGGCUUCCCUGGGACACCGGGACUGCCCGGAGUGAAAGGCCACCGUGGCUACCCCGGCUUGGACGGCGCCAAAGGAGAGGCAGGAGCUCCCGGAGCCAAGGGUGAAUCCGGUUCCCCGGGCGAGAACGGGUCACCCGGCCCCAUGGGUCCCCGCGGGCUGCCCGGCGAGCGAGGACGUCCCGGCCCCUCCGGCGCUGCCGGUGCUCGUGGCAACGACGGCCUCCCCGGACCUGCCGGCCCCCCCGGUCCCGUCGGCCCGGCCGGAGCCCCCGGCUUCCCCGGCGCCCCCGGCUCCAAGGGUGAAGCUGGACCCACCGGCGCACGAGGACCCGAGGGUGCCCAGGGCCCCCGCGGCGAAUCCGGCACCCCUGGCUCUCCCGGCCCCGCCGGAGCACCCGGUAACCCCGGCACCGACGGCAUCCCCGGCGCCAAAGGAUCGGCGGGCGCCCCCGGCAUCGCGGGCGCUCCAGGCUUCCCCGGCCCCCGCGGCCCCCCCGGCCCCCAGGGCGCCACCGGCCCGCUGGGACCCAAGGGACAGACGGGAGAACCCGGCAUCGCGGGCUUCAAAGGCGAGCAGGGGCCCAAGGGCGAGACGGGCCCCGCAGGACCCCAGGGCGCUCCCGGACCGGCCGGCGAGGAAGGCAAGAGAGGAGCCCGCGGAGAGCCCGGCGCUGCCGGCCCCAUCGGACCCCCCGGCGAGCGGGGAGCUCCCGGCAAUCGCGGCUUCCCUGGACAGGACGGAUUGGCUGGACCUAAGGGUGCUCCAGGUGAGCGCGGUCCCGCCGGCCUCGCGGGUCCCAAGGGAGCCACUGGAGAUCCCGGCCGUCCCGGAGAGCCCGGCCUGCCCGGAGCCAGGGGCCUCACCGGCCGCCCGGGCGAUGCUGGACCGCAAGGCAAAGUCGGCCCAACUGGAGCCCCCGGGGAGGACGGGCGCCCCGGCCCCCCCGGACCACAAGGUGCUCGCGGACAACCAGGUGUCAUGGGAUUCCCUGGCCCCAAGGGCGCUAAUGGAGAGCCCGGAAAAGCUGGCGAGAAGGGACUUCCUGGGGCCCCAGGACUGAGAGGUCUUCCUGGCAAAGACGGCGAGACGGGAGCUGCCGGCCCACCGGGCCCUGCGGGUCCGGCUGGUGAGAGAGGAGAGCAAGGAGCCCCCGGACCCUCGGGCUUCCAGGGUCUUCCCGGCCCUCCAGGUCCCCCAGGAGAGGGUGGCAAACCCGGAGACCAGGGUGUUCCUGGAGAAGCCGGCACUCCAGGUCUCGUCGGUCCCAGAGGUGAACGCGGCUUCCCCGGCGAACGCGGCUCUCCCGGUGCCCAAGGGCUGCAGGGUCCCCGCGGGCUUCCCGGCACUCCAGGCACCGAUGGACCCAAGGGAGCCACCGGCCCCGCCGGCCCCAACGGCGCCCAGGGACCCCCCGGGCUGCAGGGAAUGCCGGGCGAGCGCGGAGCUGCCGGAAUUGCCGGCCCCAAGGGAGACCGGGGAGACGUCGGCGAGAAGGGACCCGAGGGAGCCCCCGGCAAGGACGGCGCGCGGGGUCUCACCGGCCCCAUCGGCCCCCCCGGUCCUGCUGGUCCCAAUGGAGAGAAGGGUGAAUCCGGACCCCCUGGCCCGUCCGGCGCUGCUGGCGCCCGCGGUGCUCCCGGUGAGCGUGGAGAGCCCGGUGCUCCCGGUCCUGCCGGAUUUGCCGGCCCCCCUGGCGCAGAUGGACAACCCGGUGCUAAGGGUGAGCAGGGAGAGCCCGGACAGAAAGGUGACGCCGGCAAUCCCGGUCCCCAAGGUCCUUCUGGCGCUCCUGGCCCGCAGGGUCCCACCGGAGUGACAGGUCCCAAAGGAGCCCGUGGAGCCCAGGGUCCCCCUGGAGCCACCGGAUUCCCUGGUGCUGCUGGACGUGUGGGACCACCUGGCCCCAAUGGCAACCCCGGCCCCCCCGGCCCCCCCGGAUCUGCUGGCAAAGACGGUCCCAAAGGAGCUCGCGGCGACGCCGGCCCCCCCGGCCGGGCCGGAGACCCCGGACUCCAGGGCCCCGCUGGCCCCCCCGGAGAGAAGGGCGAACCCGGCGAGGACGGACCUGCGGGUCCCGAUGGCCCCCCCGGCCCCCAGGGUCUGGCAGGACAACGUGGCAUCGUGGGGCUGCCAGGGCAGCGUGGCGAGAGGGGCUUCCCCGGGCUGCCGGGACCCUCGGGCGAACCCGGCAAACAAGGAGCCCCCGGAUCAGCGGGUGACCGUGGCCCCCCCGGCCCCGUGGGCCCUCCUGGGCUGACAGGUCCCGCCGGAGAACCUGGACGUGAGGGCACCCCCGGCUCCGAUGGCCCCCCUGGCAGAGACGGCGCCGCCGGUGUCAAGGGUGACCGCGGGGAAACAGGACCUGUGGGUGCUCCCGGCGCUCCGGGCGCUCCGGGCGCUCCCGGCCCUGUGGGUCCCACUGGCAAGCAAGGAGAUCGCGGUGAGACGGGCGCCCAAGGGCCCAUGGGUCCCUCCGGCCCUGCCGGAGCUCGGGGAAUGCCGGGUCCCCAAGGCCCCCGCGGGGACAAGGGCGAGACCGGCGAGGCUGGAGAGAGGGGCCUGAAGGGUCACCGCGGCUUCACCGGCCUGCAGGGCCUUCCCGGGCCUCCCGGUCCCUCUGGAGAUCAGGGUGCUGCUGGUCCCGCCGGUCCCUCCGGUCCCAGGGGUCCUCCAGGCCCCGUCGGUCCCUCCGGCAAAGACGGCUCCAACGGCAUGCCCGGCCCCAUCGGUCCUCCCGGCCCCCGCGGCCGGAGCGGGGAACCGGGUCCGGCGGGUCCUCCCGGAAACCCCGGUCCUCCCGGGCCCCCCGGCCCCCCCGGCACCGGCAUCGACAUGUCGGCGUUCGCCGGCUUGGGCCAGACGGAGAAGGGCCCCGAUCCCAUGCGGUACAUGCGUGCGGACGAGGCGGCCGGCGGGCUGCGGCAGCACGACGCCGAGGUGGACGCCACGCUCAAGUCCCUCAACAACCAGAUCGAGAGCAUCCGCAGCCCCGAGGGCUCCAAGAAGAACCCGGCCAGGACCUGCCGCGACCUCAAGCUCUGCCACCCCGAGUGGAAGAGCGGCGACUACUGGAUCGACCCCAACCAGGGCUGCACCUUGGACGCCAUCAAGGUCUUCUGCAACAUGGAGACGGGAGAGACCUGUGUCUACCCAACCCAGGCCACCAUCGCCCAGAAGAACUGGUACGUCAGCAAGAACCCCAAGGAGAAGAAGCACGUCUGGUUCGGCGAAACGAUGAGCGACGGCUUCCAGUUCGAAUACGGCGGCGAGGGCUCCAACCCGGCCGACGUGGCCAUCCAGCUGACCUUCCUGCGCCUGAUGUCCACCGAGGCGUCGCAGAACGUCACCUACCACUGCAAGAACAGCGUGGCCUACCUGGACGAGGAGACGGGCGACCUCAAGAAAGCCGUGCUCCUGCAGGGCUCCAACGACGUGGAGAUCCGCGCCGAGGGCAACAGCAGGUUCACCUACAGCGUCCUGGAGGACGGCUGCACGAAACACACUGGCAAAUGGGGCAAGACGGUCAUCGAGUACCGGUCGCAGAAGACCUCGCGCCUGCCCAUUGUAGAUAUUGCACCUAUGGACAUUGGCGGAGCCGAGCAGGAGUUCGGCGUGGACAUGGGCCCCGUCUGCUUCUUGUAAAAAGAGUUGGUUUAUUUGUAUGUGUGUGUGUGUGUCCGGUUGUUAUUUUUUUAAAAUCCAGCCCGAUAAUUGUUAAAAACGAGCAAAAACACCCCAAAAACCUACCCGCUCCCGAGGACCUGCGUGUUUUCCCAUCACUCGUACAACUUCUGCACUGAACGGCUGCCGCGACCUCCCCAAAUCCCCCUCGAGCCCCCUCAAAUU
Molecule: messenger RNA, 4148 nt
Organism: Nothoprocta perdicaria
Lineage: Eukaryota; Metazoa; Chordata; Aves; Tinamiformes; Tinamidae
Gene: COL2A1
Product: collagen type II alpha 1 chain
Exons: 46
Coding region: 93-3944 (1283 amino acids)
Cellular component (GO): collagen type II trimer
Molecular function (GO): extracellular matrix structural constituent
Source: RefSeq, a predicted model, not a curated record